Messenger RNA from Brassica oleracea var. oleracea, 1551 nucleotides. RefSeq lists its product as uncharacterized. Lineage: Eukaryota; Viridiplantae; Streptophyta; Magnoliopsida; Brassicales; Brassicaceae. Gene Ontology annotation, molecular function: UDP-xylose transmembrane transporter activity; antiporter activity. Gene Ontology annotation, cellular component: Golgi apparatus. The coding region runs from base 208 to 1404 and encodes 398 amino acids. The transcript is spliced from 8 exons. The record is from RefSeq and is a predicted model, not a curated record.
AGAUGAAAUAAUUUUUCAAAAAAUUAGAAAGAUACGCUAAAUGAAACUGCGUAUUGAAGCAACUGCUAUAUCUUUUUCAUUUUCUGCAAUCAAAAGAUGGAAAAUGUGAUCUGGGUUUCUUGUAAGAAGGAUUGAAAUAAUCGGAGAUUGAUUCAUCGAUCCCCAGAGGAUUGUUAAAAAGAUCAUUUUUUUUUAUAUUUGCGUGUGAUGGGUUUGGUUGAUUCCUUGUUUGGAAAAGAUGCAAGGAAAUUUCUCAAAAGGAAAGACAGUGAUGCUGCAGAAGCAGGACGAGCUCUGGAAGAACUCAGAAGCUCUCUAUACAAUGAGCUCAAAACAUCAGAAGGAGCUAAACGACAACAACAGAGAUUCUGCGGCCCUGUUGUUGCCAUGUCUUUUAAUUUCGUUGUUGCUGUUGGAAUCAUCCUCGCCAAUAAGCUUGUGAUGGGAAGAGUUGGAUUCAAUUUUCCAAUCUUUCUAACGCUCAUUCACUAUGCGGUUGCUUGGAUUCUUCUAGCUUUCUUCAAAUCUCUCUCGUUGCUUCCAAUGUCUCCUCCAUCAAAGACCACACCUUUCUCCUCCCUUUUCUCUCUUGGAGCUGUCAUGGCCUUUGCUUCUGGUCUCGCCAAUACCAGCCUCAAACACAACAGUGUUGGAUUCUACCAGAUGGCGAAGAUCGCUGUGACACCAACCAUUGUCCUUGCAGAGUUUGUUCUCUUCAAGAAAACCAUUUCUUCCACAAAGGUUAUGGCAUUAGCCGUAGUGUCUCUAGGCGUGGCCAUCGCGACAGUAACCGAUCUGGAAUUCAAUUUGUUUGGUGCAUUGGUUGCUGUUGCUUGGAUUAUCCCAAGUGCCAUCAAUAAGAUCCUCUGGUCUAAUCUUCAACAACAAGCUAACUGGACUGCCUUAGCAUUGAUGUGGAAGACGACGCCGUUUACAGUCUUCUUCUUAUUGGCUCUCAUGCCAUGGCUUGACCCACCUGGAGUUUUGCUGUUCAAAUGGGAUUGGGGUAACUCUUCUGCAAUCCUCGUCUCGGCCCUUCUUGGCUUUCUUCUCCAGUGGUCGGGUGCACUCGCUCUCGGGGCAACCUCGGCAACGUCCCAUGUAGUAUUAGGGCAAUUCAAGACGUGUGUGAUCUUGCUUGGAGGCUACGUUAUCUUUGGCUCAGACCCCGGUUUCGUAAGCAUUUGCGGUGCUGUUGCAGCUCUUGCCGGCAUGUCUGUAUACACGUGGCUAAAUCUUCCGGGGAAAUCAGUCGACUACAGCUCGAGCAAGCUGCUUCCGAAGCAAAACACAGCCGUUUCGAAACCUAAAGCCGACAGUGACGACGUGGGAGGAGAGAGCGGAGUAGCCCUACUUUCUGUUGAGCUAGAUCUCUCGAAGACGACAACUGCAAAUAUCGUAUAGAUUAUGUUCCUUUUUUAGAAGUUCAGGGUUUAGCUUGUAAAACUCGAUUUGAAGUUCCAGCAUAUUAAUUUUGCUAUCUAAUUGAAAAACUAUGAAGAUUUGAUGGGGGUAAAUGUUUACAAUAAUGAAAUAGAGGGUGCUGUUUUG